GAGUUUUUAUGUGAUUAUGAUGAUGACGAUGAUGGUGAUGAUGACGAUGAGUAUGAUGAUGAUGAUGAUGGUGGUGAUUAUGAUGAUGUUGAUGAUGAUGAUGAUUAUGAAAAUUAUGAUGAUAAUGAUGACGAUGGUGAUGCAGAAGCAGGUGUAAACUGUGCGGAAAUUCUUAGGCAGUAG
Dibothriocephalus latus is the source of this 183-nucleotide messenger RNA. Lineage: Eukaryota; Metazoa; Platyhelminthes; Cestoda; Diphyllobothriidea; Diphyllobothriidae. The record is from the annotation of a GenBank genome assembly.